AUGGCGUUCCCGUACCCAGUACACACGCGCGUGACGGCGCGCAAUGUCGACAAGAUCCAACUCGAACGCCGACGACAGGAGUCGGAGCACAACGCGCUGCACAAAUUCGCACAGGGAAACCAGUUGCAGACACUGCAGAACCAGUCAGACGCCACUGAGUCGCAUGCUCGGAAGAUUAGUGAGCGGCAACGCGCCACUCGAGAGCGUCAGCAGAACGAGGCGCUUGCCCACGCACUCGAAACCAGCAAAAAGGCCCAGGAGCAGCAAGAGCGAGACGUGCAGCGCAUCUGUGAAGCCAGCGAGGAACUGCGCGAACUCGAGUCGUUCCUCCGUACGGCCUACAUGAACAAGGAGCGGGCCACGCAGCAGCUUGAGCGUGAGACGCUGACCGCUUUGGAUCGUCAACGUGAAGCUGCGAUAGACCACCAAAUGGAGUACGAUCGUCAACGCGCUCUCGUGGAUAUGCAGAACCAUGAGUUGAGGAAGCGCGUCGAGGCCGAACAGGGUAAACAAGUGCUCCAGUCGCAAAUGCUGCAGCGCCAGGAGCUCCGCCGUGAAGCGCAACUUGACGCAGACUUUGAACGCCUCAAGAUCGAGCAGCUCAUGGAGCAGGUGGAACAGGAAGAUGCGGCCGAGCUCGCGCGUAGAGAAAAAGCUCGUGAUCAGACCCGUGAGAUGAUCGAGCAAACGCAUCGGGAGCGCGAAAGGGCGAAGCAGGAGCAAGUUGAAGCUGUUCGACGGGAGGACGAGGCUAUCGCAGAUUACCAGCGACAGGUGCAGGCACGCGAGGCGGGCAUUAAGGCGGCGUCGGACGUCAAGAAGGCGCAGGAAGACGCCAUGUUCCGCGCCGUCGAGGCCGAGAUCCAGGCCAAAAUGCGCGAGGAAGAAGAAAUCGAACGUCUGCGUGACGAACUCUGGGAAGAGGAACUGCUCCAGAAGAAGCGUGCGCAGGAGGAGGAGAGGAUUGCCGCCAAGCAGCAGGCCAAGGAGGACAUGAUGCGCAGCAACGAUAUGCAGAUGCAGCUGAAGCAGGAACUGCUGGCCCGCCAACGCGCCGACGAAGAGGCCUUCAACGAGAUGCUCAGGGAAAGGUUCCGGUCCGAGGAACGACGCGAGAUGGAGCUGGCCGCUUUCCGCCGAAAGCAGCGCGAACAGUUCGUCGAGGAGAUCGCACGGCACCGCGCACUCAAGCAGGAGAUGGUGUACGCCGAGCUGCAGCGCGAACGUCGCGAGCGGGAACGCCAGGAACAGGACGAGAACUACAGACGCCAGGUGGUGGAGGCAGCCAAACAGCGACUACUGCGCGAGCACGCCGAGGUGUUGCAAGGGUAUCUGCCGAGAGCUCUGCGACCUUCUUCAUCGUCUUCUUCCAAUGGUGCGAUCUUCCGUUAA
This is a messenger RNA of Phytophthora infestans T30-4, 1392 nucleotides long. Its product is annotated as meiosis-specific nuclear structural protein 1, putative. The coding region runs from base 1 to 1392 and encodes 463 amino acids. The transcript has 2 exons. Lineage: Eukaryota; Oomycota; Peronosporomycetes; Peronosporales; Peronosporaceae. The record is from RefSeq and is a predicted model, not a curated record.